AUGCUAUUCCACACGCGCAUUGCCAUCGCUGUUUUCUCCGUGGUCGUCAUCUACUCAGUCAUUCUUGUGAAAAGAAGACAAGCUGAGAUCAACGACCUGUUCAGAUUCAGCGAGAGUUUGCCUCACAUCUUCGGACAGAUUACCUCACCCAGCUGGCCAUCCAUAUUCGGUGGUUCCGAAAAGCUUCACCUUCCUCACAUCCAGGACCUCUGCUCAGAAACAGUUUGGACCCCGAACCUUUGGCUCCACUGUCACAAGGGAUGUGGACCUAACGGGACAUCCCUCUGCGGCGGGCUCAACAACGCCCGGAACCGCAUAACAAGCUGCCUGCGAAUGGCCAUCGACGCCGGCGCGGGUCUCAUCAUACCCCCUGUAGCAAUGCGCGGCGACGACCUCGAGGUCGACCCCAGAGGCAAGGAGCACUGCGCGGACACCUGGUGGGACCUACGCUCGCUGCAGGACGCCAUGGCUGCCAACUGCCCACAGUUGCAGAUGCGCGUCGCCUGCGAAGGGCUGCCAUACAAAGAUGCGAUCCCUCCGCUGGGAAGCAUGGCAGACAAGGCGACGAUCGAAGCCCCGCCGCAAGUAAUAUGCCCGGCGCCGGGCCCAUGCUGGACAAAGGGGGCCUUCCGCAAGGGCCUGGCCCUGCCGGCGAUACUGGCGGCUUCGACAGACAAGAAGACCCCCACGAUCAUCCGGUACGCCGACUCGUUCCUCGGCUGGAACUACCGCGGCUCCGACGAGAUGGACACGAUCCGCAAGGAGCUGCACCUCAGCCUCCCGUUCCGCGCGCAGCUCCUCGGGCUCGGCGACACCAUCGCGCGCCGCCCGCAGCUCGGCGGCGGGGCCUUCAUCGGCGUGCACCUGCGCGGCGAGAGCGACUGGCCGUCUGACCGGAGCUCCCCGGACCAGCAGAUGGCGGCCUUCGAGGAGGAGAUGCUGCGGAUCCGCGGGAUGGGCCCGGAUGGUGAGGGAGUGUCGGCGGUCUAUGUCAGCUCGGGGGACCAGCAGGCGAUCCAGAACUUUCGGGAGAGGCUGGAGCCGCUGAACUUCACUGUGCAUGACAAGUGGACGAUCCUCAAGGAUGAGCCAAAGAUGCUGUCGCUGGUGAAUGAGAUGGAUUUUGAUUCCAUGGGGGUCAUUGAUUAUCAGGCCCUUGUCCGGGCUGAAUUCUUCAUUGGUGUCUUAAUGAGCACAAUGAGUGCAUAUAUCGCGUACACAAGGACUGCCAAUCACGAGGAGGAUUUCUUCGAUAAAUACAUCUUCCCGGAUGUUAAUUUCCUCGGCCCGAUUGCCCACUUCCCAGAGCCUUUCACCAUUCGGGGUAACAACCACACCAGCCUGCUGGUAACUGAUGGACAAUACUACAUGGACUCCUUCCCUUGA
Messenger RNA from Diaporthe batatas, 1386 nucleotides. RefSeq lists its product as uncharacterized. The record is from RefSeq and is a predicted model, not a curated record. The transcript is spliced from 2 exons. The coding region runs from base 1 to 1386 and encodes 461 amino acids. NCBI's taxonomy places the organism in Eukaryota, Fungi, Ascomycota, Sordariomycetes, Diaporthales, Diaporthaceae.